Molecule: messenger RNA, 1918 nt
Organism: Linum tenue
Lineage: Eukaryota; Viridiplantae; Streptophyta; Magnoliopsida; Malpighiales; Linaceae
Source: the annotation of a GenBank genome assembly
CCAGAAUAAAGGGUUCGGAUUAUUUUCCUCCGGCGACGUCUCCGAUGAUGGGUUAUGAAAGCUUCUCGUCCAUGAAUGGUUUUGGCUUUUGAUUUGGGAUUGAGUAUGUUUGAUUCUCUGAAAUGGCAGAAAGUGAGUUGUUCUUGCUGUUCCAUUGGAUUUAGCAAUAACUCCAAUGAGGGUAUUGCAAGAUCCCCUCAUUGGACCGGAUUGUAGAGCGAUGCUUGAAGAAGGAGAAGUGGAUGACAGGUUCUUGAUGAUUCUGUUCCUUGUAGUGGAGCGCCUUAGGGAGAACAAUUCUUCUUGGAAGCCGUACCUCGACAUGCUUCCAACUACUUUUGGGAACCCACUGUGGUUUACUGAUGAUGAGAUCUUAGAGCUGGAAGGGACUACACUGUAUCGGGCAACUCAAUUACAGAAGAAGACUUUGAUGUCUCUCUUCGAGAACAAAGUGAAGAGUCUGGUGAGAAAACUUCUUGCUCUUGAUGGGAAUACCGAAAGGGAGGCCACUUUUGAAGAUUUCCUAUGGGCAAAUUCUGUGUUCUGGAGUCGUGCUUUGAACAUUCCUUUUCCGCGUUCCUAUGUAUUUCCUACAUUUCAGGAGGAUAAUGGCUGUCAUUCCACCGUCGAUGAUAUAUUAUGUGAAGGUGGAGUUUCAGUGAACGGAAGCAGUGGAGAAAGAUUUCCUUAUUCUACUCAUACAGAUUUGAAAAUUAAAGUUUCUGAGGGCCAAGUCAAUGGAGCGCCUUCUAGUUCAAGUCAAGAGGAUACUGUUUGGGUAGAGGGUCUUGUUCCAGGCAUUGAUUUUUGCAACCAUGACUUGAAGGCUAUGGCGACAUGGGAGGUAGACGGGACUGGCUUGGUGACUGGAUCUCCUUGCUCUAUGUACCUCCUUUCUGCUGAGCGAAGCCUCUUCAGCGUUGGGAAAGAGAUCUCCAUCAGUUAUGGAAACAAAGGCAAUGAGGAAUUACUCUAUCUCUAUGGAUUUGUGAUGGAAAAUAAUCCAGAUGACUACCUAAUGGUUCAUUACCCCAUCGAAGCCAUUCAGAGUGCUCCCUUCUCAGAAGCCAAGUUGCAGCUUCUUCAGGCACAGAAAGCUGAAAUGAGACAUCUUUUGCCCAAAACCCUGCUAAACAAAGGAUUCUUCCAGGCAGGCUCCUCCUCGAGCAACAAUGGUGAAACUGAGAAGCCUGAUUUAAGAAAAGCUUCCAACUUCAGUUGGAGUGGUCAGCGUAGUGCGCCCUCAUACAUUGAUAAGCUGGUGUUUCCUGAUGAUCUCUUAACUGCAUUAAGGACCAUAUCCAUCCAGGAAGACCAGCUUUUCAAGGUCUCUUCAUUGCUAGAAGAGCUCGUAGGCUCUGACGAGGAGAGACAACCUACAGACUCUGAAGUAAGGACAGCUGUUUGGGAAGCUUGUGGAGAUUCAGGAGCCUUUCAGUUGCUGGUCGAUAUUCUGCAGACCAAGAUGGCAGAUUUAGAAGAGGGUACAGGAACAGAGGAAAACGAUAUUGAGCUGCUCGAAAAUGCUAAGGACGUUGGAACCAUGAACCAGAAGGAAGUGUUUGAGCAGAAAGGAAACUCGAAUGAAGUGAUGAAGCCAAUGGGUCGGAAUCGUUGGUCGAGCAUAGUGUACAGAAGAGGGCAAAAGGAGAUGACCAGAUUGUUUCUCAGGGAGGCAGAGCAUGCUCUGCAGUUGUCAUUGAGUGAAGGCAACUAAUGAUACUCAUGAACAUUUUAGUUUAAAUAUUAGGUUAGAUGUUUCUCAUAAAUAUUAGGUUUAAUUUUGCAUAGCAUAUUAUCUACAUGGGGUAUUUCUUGGGGGAAAAAUUGAACUUCUAGUGCUAAUCGGCGACAUCAACCAUAUAAUUUCUCAAGAAAAUCAUGUGAAUUUUUGUAUCAGUGUUUGUUAGUUUCUCAU